Molecule: messenger RNA, 1096 nt
Organism: Morus notabilis
Lineage: Eukaryota; Viridiplantae; Streptophyta; Magnoliopsida; Rosales; Moraceae
Product: BURP domain-containing protein 5-like
Exons: 4
Coding region: 1-1026 (341 amino acids)
Source: RefSeq, a predicted model, not a curated record
AUGGUGGUGGGCGUGGAGAAGCAGCGAGUGCAAGUGCUGCUACGUCUGCAAGUGUUGCAACCUCCAAGAGUAAAUGCAAGCGUACCUUUACAGUUUGGGAUAUCUUCGACACAAUUGAGGAGAUCGACAAUGACGCUUAGCCAAUCCAAUGGAGAAGCAGCGAGUGCAAGUGCUGCUACGUCUGCAAGUGUUGCAACCUCCAAGAGUAAAUGCAAGCGUACCUUUACAGUUUGGGAUAUCUUCGACACAAUUGAGGAGAUCGACAAUGACGAGGGUAGCAAUGCUCCAGUUAGCCGUUAUUUACCUGCUAGUCCCGUGGACGUCAAAAUCACCUACGCUCCCAAACGACAGGAGAUCUCCAAGACCACGUACGAGCACGACGUUAACACUUUCUUCUUAGACACCAAUCUUCACGCAGGCCAGAAACUGAAGCUGCAUUUCCCCAACACCCAAAACGACGCCAAAUUCUUGACCCGCAAAGCCGCCGAAUCCAUGCCCUUUUCGACCAACAAGUUGCCCGAAAUCCUCAAACACUUGGGGAUAAAACCCGAUUCGAUUCAAGCCAAUAGAGUGAAGACCGCCAUCGAACAGUGCGAGGCACCCGCCAUCAGAGGGGAGGACAAGUUCUGCGCAACAUCACUCGAGUCGCUGAUCGAUUUCGGGGUCUCGAAGCUCGGAAGAGGAGUUCAGGUCUACUCAACGGAGGUGAUUAAGGGUGACAAUGGGACGAAGCAGGUUUAUAGCAUCUCCAAAGGAGUGAAGAAGAUAGGAGAGAGGUCGGUCGUUUGCCACAAGCAGAAUUAUGUUUACGCAGUGUUUUACUGCCACGAAAUCCACGCAACGACGGCUUACAAGGUGUCGUUGGUGGGUUCCGACGGGACAAAUGUUGAGGCGGUGGCGCUUUGCCACGCUGAUACUAGUUCUUGGAGCCCUCAGCAUGUUGCUUUUCAGAUGCUCAAAGUGAAGCCCGGAAGCGUUCCCAUUUGCCAUUUCGUGUCUAGGGACAAUCUUGUGUGGGUCCCCUAAAUAACUAGCUAUAUAUAUACAUGUAUAUGUAUAUAUAACUAAAAAAGUUCCAUCAUAUGUAGUUGUUGGU